GUUUAACAGAAGAAGAAGAAAAAAACGGACACUUUAUUCUUUCUUUGACUCGGUCUUUUUCCACAUGUGCCUGCCUCCCUCUGUAACUCUCUCUCUCUCUCUCUCUGCAGAUGGAUGCUGGGUGGUCAGGGAAGGGUUAAGUGCUCGGCUCUAUAAACUCGGCUUCAAGAGUCUGCUGGAAGCUUCUGGUUCAGCCUUUAAAUACAGUCAUUUGACACAUCCCAACAGGGGCUUGUAGCAGAGAGCGGCUUCGAGACGAGCAUGAAGGCCGCCGUGUUCACCUGUGUGCUGUGGCUGGUGGCAGCCUCGGCCCGGAGGCCCGACCAGGACUCACAGCUGGUGCCGGGAUCUCUACCUGGAGCGCGUCUGAACGGAUACUUCAUUGACCACUUGAAAUCAAGGAGGGCGAGGAGGGCGCUGCCUCAUGGCGAUGAACCUGAUGACAGCCCAAUCGACCAGGAAGGAGACGCCGCCGACCUGCCCACCUGCCUGCUGUGUGUGUGUCUGACGGGUUCAGUCUACUGCGAGGAGGUCAGUCCAGAGAUGACCAGCAUCCCCACCUUGCCCAAAGAGACGGCGUACCUGUACGCCCGCUUCAACCAGAUCAAAAAGAUCCGCACCAAAGAUUUCGCCGAUAUCGUGACUCUCAAGAGGAUCGACCUGACGGGGAACUUGAUCUCAGAGAUUGAGGACGGCUCGUUCUCGAAGCUCACCCUGCUGGAGGAGUUGUCUCUGUCCGAGAACAAACUGGUCAAACUUCCCAUGCUUCCCGCCAAACUCAAAGUUUUCAACGCCAACUUUAACCGCCUCAGAACCAAGGGUGUCAAAGCGAACGCGUUCAAGAAAAUGACCAUGCUGACCAACCUGUACCUGGCUGACAACCAGAUGGAGGCGGUCCCACACAUCCCAGACAGUGUUCGGAUCUUACAUCUACAGAACAACAACAUCACCGAUGUCAAUAUAAACACCUUCUGCAGGUCCAAUGACACCUACUACCUACGACCCAGCCUCGGUGAGGUCCGAUUGGAUGGCAACCCCGUGGUGCUGUCCAAGUACUCCGACAGCUUCACCUGCAUGAAGGUGCUGCCUGUGGGACGGUAUCGCUGAGGAGGCAGAAACUCUACUGUCGCCUCUUUGUUGCCAAUGAAGGUUUUCCUACAACAAAGUGCGAGGGGGAUACCUUGACGUUCUGGAUUUUGGGGUGCUGAUCCCAUGGGGGGGGGGAUGAAAGUGUCAAUGUUUUUACUUCAGCAAACCUACAAACAGUUUGUGACAGUCAGGUCAAAAUAAAAAAACAUUCACUGGACUGACGGUGUCGGAUUGAGGGCGUUUCUCUCGCUCUUCAGUUUGUAACGGCGUGAAAGCCUCAAUAUGCUUCAGACACACUGGUUUGUCCAACCUGUAGUUCUACUAGUUACGAAUGACCUCACUGAGGGGUCAGAUGCUGUUAAUAAACCUGACAAGAUCUUUGUUUGAAGCAUAAUGAAGCCUUGAAAAUGGAUCCGACCACCUGUUCAGAAAACACCUCAGGUGAAGUUCCUUCUGAAGGUCCUUUUGACUGGCGGUGUGACCUUCAAACGAGGAGGAAGAGUCAACACCUCGACAACGAGAGUCCAGUGUAUUGUUUAGUUUGACCUGAGGCUCUACUACCUACACACACACACACACACAUACACUUUUAAUUAAAUUUAAGAUAUUACUAAAAGCCUUCUUUGGCAAUGUUGCUGUCCAAAACAAGUAUCUUACCUGACGUGCUGCCACCGCCGAGAGGAAAUGUUGAACUGUGACCAUUUCAGAAGUUUUUUUGGAUGAACCACAUUCCAAUAUUUUAAGUUCCAAGUCUUUUUGCAGUUAAUAAUUGAGUUAAUGUUUUCUUGGAGGCAGUAAGAUAGAAGGUGCUGCAGUAUCUUACGCAUACUUGACACCUGCGUGAUCAUUUUAAGUCUGAUCUUCUCCAUUUCUCAUACAUCACAUGUUGCUUUAAAAUGUCCUGGCAUACAAAGACAGCCUGUAUAUAUUUUUCUCUCAGAAAAUGACUAUUGUGUGAAAUUAUUUCACUUUUAAUUACUCCAUUAAAAUGCCUCUCUAUAAAAAGGUCAACGGCCAUGUAGACUUGCUCUUCUGCAUUUUUUGGGGACUUAGCUUCACUUUGUUUUUUAAUUUAUAGACUCCGGGUUGAAGUGAACUGGGAAACAAUGCAACUAUGAUCUAAAGUAAUGUGAAAGUUACUCCUUUGGUAUUUUGUCUCGCUUUAAAAUAAAAAAAUGUCUCGCUUGUGUCCCUAACUCUUCCCUUCCAGUAAUAAAGUUUACUUAUAUCUUACUGAUGUGAAUAAGACAGUGGUGUACAGGAAGAGGUGUAUGUGACAUGGCCGUGUUCUUAAGAUAUGUUAAUAAAGGUCAACUUUAAUUGAAUUAAAA
Messenger RNA from Pseudoliparis swirei, 2420 nucleotides. RefSeq names its product osteoglycin, paralog a (gene ogna). The coding region runs from base 262 to 1107 and encodes 281 amino acids. Gene Ontology annotation, molecular function: protein binding. The transcript is spliced from 6 exons. The record is from RefSeq and is a predicted model, not a curated record. NCBI's taxonomy places the organism in Eukaryota, Metazoa, Chordata, Actinopteri, Perciformes, Liparidae.